AUGUUUUGGCAACACAGCGCUCGCUGCGGACUUUAUAUCAGCAACGCAAAUGUUGCGAAGAUCAUUAGCCGGAUUCCUGCUGAUUCGGAGACGAAAUGGUACAAGAAUCCGAUAAAUGGAGUAAACAAGAGUAAGAACAACAACCUUAGAAUGCCACCAACAUCAAAUGCAACAAGAGCAAAAUAUGGGAACGCAUCACGCCCGAUAAGCAAAGUGCCAUCGAGAUCGGCCACUAUACUCGUAUGGUUUCCUCGCCCACUGGAAUUGCAUUUGUUGAUGGGAGGAAAAAGAAGAAGAAAGGAGGAAGGAAAAAGGGAAAGGAAGGAAAAGAUUUAUGGGAUAUAUGAUAUAGUGGAGCUCAAGUUUGUUAAUCCUCUAGUUUCCAUUUAUAUCAAGGUGGUGACGAGGAGAUUGGAAACGUCUAUCAACCAGUCUAGCUUGUAG
Fraxinus pennsylvanica is the source of this 444-nucleotide messenger RNA. The record is from the annotation of a GenBank genome assembly. NCBI's taxonomy places the organism in Eukaryota, Viridiplantae, Streptophyta, Magnoliopsida, Lamiales, Oleaceae.